Molecule: messenger RNA, 954 nt
Organism: Dermacentor andersoni
Lineage: Eukaryota; Metazoa; Arthropoda; Arachnida; Ixodida; Ixodidae
Source: RefSeq, a predicted model, not a curated record
GACGUAGGUUCGAAAUUUGAAGAGAAUGCUUUGUGCGAUUUAUUUUUAGAGCAAGAAUGACUCUAGAAAAAAAUAAACCGCAUGUUGGACAAGUUACGUCUUGUGUAAAAAAUUCUGAAAAAAGACAACCGUCACAAAAAUAUUUAAGGCACACUUUAAAGGUUUCUGUGGAGGUUCCAGGUUACAAUCUCAACGCCAAUGUGUGCUGUGAAGUUUGUGUUCUUGAUAAGUUUGGCUGUUGUGGCUAACAGCGCUACUCUUCAAGACCUUAAGCACUUUCUGGAUACGCACGAGAAAGUAUGGAGUCGCUAUAGAAGUUUUGAUGUGGGACCAAAAGCACACCAUCAUAGGUGUAUAUAUGCUGAAAUAAGAAGAACUGAACGUGGUCGAUACGUAUAUGCGCAGCACUACGAAGUAGGACCGAAAUGGGUUAGCCAGUUGUUUGACGCAGAAGCAUUAGAAAGCCGAGCUAAGCAACCUGUACUCCGGAUAAAGCCGAAAAAAGGAGGACAGUUCUAUGAUUACAACUUGCAGUUCUGGUCUGCUGGAGAACGGUGUGCCAUUUUUACUUUUACCCUUCAAGGAGGGAUCGUUUGUGCAAGCCAAAUUGAUGAAGCACACCAUAAAAGCGAACUACGAGUACCGGGCAUGGGGCAUUCCUAGGCCCACAGGACAUGGAGAAUAGUCGGCGAAUUAGCUUACGAUGUCUAUGGGACGUUCUUGCGCACACAAAUUAUUUGUUCGAGAUUAUUUCCAGUAUGUACAAACUGGAAAUGGGGAUCUCACGUGACCGUUUAGACUAAACAACAGUAUCUUCCAUGUGGCACUUGCUGAAAAACACUUGCGUAAGAAGGCGUUAUCCCUGGGAGACGUGAUGCCUGUUAUGACAUCAUCGACCAUUUGUUCCUUGCAUUUGUUGAAGGUCCUCAACAUCAACUAAAUAAAAAAAUGUCU